Messenger RNA from Molossus molossus (Pallas's mastiff bat), 1770 nucleotides. RefSeq names its product complement C8 alpha chain (gene C8A). Gene Ontology annotation, molecular function: protein binding. Bases 1 to 1770 code for a protein of 589 amino acids. The transcript has 11 exons. NCBI's taxonomy places the organism in Eukaryota, Metazoa, Chordata, Mammalia, Chiroptera, Molossidae. Gene Ontology annotation, cellular component: membrane attack complex. Gene Ontology annotation, biological process: immune response. The record is from RefSeq and is a predicted model, not a curated record.
AUGUUUGCUGUUGCUUUCUUCAUCUUGUCUUUAAUGACUUGUCUGCCUGGGGUGACCAUCGAGGAGAUGGUGAACCGGAGAGCGAGUCGGGCUGCUGAGACGUUCAUCCCCAGAGCAGCUGACUGCCGGCUGGGCAGCUGGUCGGAGUGGACAGGGUGUGCUCCAUGCCAGGACAGACAGUACCGACGCCGGAGCCUGCUGCAGCCAGACAAGUUUGGGGGAACCGUCUGCAGUGGUGACGUCUGGGAUGAAAUCAGCUGUCACGCACCCACAACUUGUGUAAGGCAAGCUCAGUGUGGACAGGAUUUCCAGUGUAAAGAGACAGGUCGCUGCCUGAAACGCCACCUCGUGUGUAAUGGAGACCAGGACUGCUCUGACAACUCUGAUGAGGAGGCCUGUGACGACGCCAGGGUCCCUGAGAACGACUGCAGGCUGUACGACCCGAUUCCGGGAUCAGAGAGGGCAGCCCAUGGGUACAACAUCCUGACCCAGACAGAAGCUCAGAGCGUGUACGACGCCAGGUACUACGGGGGCCAGUGCGAGACGGUCUACAAUGGGGAAUGGAGGGAGCUCCAGUACGACCCCACCUGUGAGCGGCUGUACUAUGGUGACGACGAGAAGUACUUUCGGAAACCCUACAACUUCCUAGUGUACCGCUUCGAAGCCCUGGCAGACACUAGUUUCUCCUCAGAGGUGUACGAUGAUACAAAUGAAGUCUUUUCUAGUCUAAAAGAAGACCUGUCUGUGGCAGGCGGGCUGAGCGUUGGUGUGAGCCUAGCAAAAGUCCCCGUCUCAGUGGAGGCUGGUGUGUCCGGAUCCUCCGCCUCUACGCUCUUUAAUUCGUUAAGCAAGUAUAACGAUAAGAAAUACAGCUUCAUGAGAAUUCACACAAAGGUGCAGACCGCCCACUUUAAGAUGAGGAGGGACAAUAUCAUGCUGGAUGAAGAAAUGCUGCAGUCACUCAAGGAGCUUCCCGAGCAGUACAGUUACGGCCCAUACUCCAAGUUCAUCGAUGACUACGGCACCCACUACAUCACAUCUGGAUCGAUGGGUGGCAUUUAUGAGUAUUUCCUGGUGCUUGACAAAGAACAGAUGGUAAAAAAGGGUGUUACCUAUGAGGAUGUCCAGACAUGCUUUGGAGGGUCUCUGGGCAUUUCUUACGACUUUCCAAUCGGCGCACAGGUUGGAGGAGGUUUAAAAAAAGAACUUUGUGAAAAAAGUGGAAAAGGCACAUCUCCAACCGACGCAAAGAACAUGGGAGUGGAAGACAUCAUAUCCAUGGUGAGAGGUGGCAAUUCCGCCUGGGGCACUGGCUUGGCCCACAACACAAGCAUCGUUACGUAUCGUUCCUGGGGGAGGUCGUUAAAGUAUAAUCCUGCCGUUAUUGAUUUCGAGACACUGCCGAUCCACGAGCUGCUGCGGCACACCAACCUGGGACCCCUGGAGGCCAAACGCCGGAACCUGGAGCGGGCCUUGGAUCAGUACCUGGCGGAAUUCAAUGCCUGCCGGUGUGGGCCCUGCUUCAACAACGGGGUGCCCAUCCUCUCGGGCACCAGCUGCAAGUGUCAGUGCCCACUGGGUCGCCAGGGCUCUGCCUGUCAGCAGAUGGAGCAAGAGGCAGCCAAGACGGACGGUCGCUGGAGUUGCUGGAGCUCCUGGUCAGCGUGCACAGCAGGCACCCGGGAGAGGAGGAGAACGUGCAAUAAUCCUCCACCCAAGAAUGGAGGCACCUCAUGUCCAGGGUGGACAGUGCAGACCCAGGCUUGCUGA